Sporothrix brasiliensis 5110 is the source of this 669-nucleotide messenger RNA. Its product is annotated as endo-1,4-beta-xylanase. The record is from RefSeq and is a predicted model, not a curated record. The coding region runs from base 1 to 669 and encodes 222 amino acids. Gene Ontology annotation, molecular function: hydrolase activity, hydrolyzing O-glycosyl compounds. The transcript has 2 exons. Gene Ontology annotation, biological process: xylan catabolic process. NCBI's taxonomy places the organism in Eukaryota, Fungi, Ascomycota, Sordariomycetes, Ophiostomatales, Ophiostomataceae.
AUGGUCGCCCUCACAUACUUGGCACUUGCUGCCACGGCCGUCUCGGCCGCCUUGGCUGCCCCCACGGCUGAGGCCGACGCGCCUGACUUUGUCAUCGGCCCCUCUGAGGCGGCUCUGGAGGCCCGUCAGGACUACAACCAGAACUACAAGACGGGAGGCAACGUCAACUUCCAGCCCAGCAACAACGGCUACUCGGUGUCCUUUUCUGGUGCCGGUGAUUUCGUCGUCGGCAAGGGCUGGAAGACGGGAACCACCCGGAACAUCACGUUUGACGGCUCCACCUCCCACUCCGGUGGCACUGUCCUCGUCUCCGUCUACGGCUGGUCCCGCAACCCGCUCGUCGAGUACUACAUUACCGAGUACGCGUCCGACGGCAAGGGCUCCGCCCAGGGCAGCAAGGUCGGCACCGUCGAGAGCGACGGGUCGACAUACGAUGUUUGGAAGCACACACAGGUCAACCAGCCGUCGAUUGCGGGCACGACGACCUUCACGCAGUACAUUUCCCAGCGGCGCACCUCGCGGCCCGGCAGCGGUACGAUUACGACCAAGAACCACUUUGAUGCGUGGGCGUCGCUGGGUCUCAAGCUGGGCUCCAUGGACUACCAGGUGCUGGCGACGGAGGGUUGGGGCAACGCUGGUGGCAACAGCAAGUACACGCUGAGCACGUAA